CGGCCCCCCUCCACUCGCACCCUCCCGCGUUUUCCGCCAUGUUGCAUCAUAUUGCGCACCGUGUUGAUCGCACGAAUGUACCAGUGUUGAUUGAAAAAACCAAAGAGCCGAUUUCAAAUAAAGAAUUGACUCACGAGUCUUCAAACAGCUGUGCAUAAUCCCAAUGAGACGAUUAAAAUUGUGAUUCAAUGAGACAGUGCCUUCCUUGGAGUGACAACUUAUUGUGCAGUUUUUGACCAACCGUUGACACACUCGCGGGCGCUCGGUAGGGCAAAAUGGCGUGAUUUCACCGAAUAAACGAACAAAACAAGUGCUCCACUCCCCUCACCCCCUGUUACCCAGGCAUCCGCCAGCCCCUUCCCGCCCAAAUUAUUUCACCAUCGCCAAAUGUUUUUGAGGUUAGGUGAAACUUGUGCGGGAUUUUUUUAACCCCAAAUCGUCGGUUUAUCGUGUAUAAUGUGAUUGAGUUUGUCGAUUAAUGGUGGUUUUAACUAGUGGACUUAUUUUAAUUGAAUUAUGUGGACGUAAUGCCCGCAGGCGGUAACAGUCGUUUCCGUGGUUACCCAGCGCGGAUGUCCGAGCGACAACAGCUUGCACUUCUGCUGCAAAUGACAUCGCAAGAAAUCGUACCCUCAGGUGUAACUCGUUCAGAAAAUCUCUCAAAUCAGUCAACUCCACGAUCGUCUUCCCUAGUUCAUCAACGGGGCUCGAAGAGCCGAUGGUCCACCAAAGCUGGCGAAUCACCGACGUAUCGUAAAGAGGACUACUCUCGGCGAUCGAUGAUCUUCAAUGGAUAUGAAAUCGAUAAAGAGUCUCAUGAAGCCAGAGAGGCGAAUCCGUCGGAGGAGACAUCCUCUCCUGACAGUCCACGCUCGCCGUCAUCCGAGACCGGCACCGGUGCGCCUCCCAUCGUUCGACAGGACCAACACGAUAUUCAGAAUUACCAACACAGUAAAGUUUAUCAGUAUCAACGGCCGACCGGAACUACGUCGGCCGGAAACAAACAGGACGCUGAGGACAGUGGAGACCUCUGUGAAAUGCGUAGAACACCCCCGCAGAAUAAAGUGGACAGAUCGGGAAGUGGUACCGGAAGUUCGCCUCGCGUGACCCUGCGGCUGAAUCAGGUGCGGGGAGUAAGGGAUGAUAAGAAAUCUGGUAGUAGCUCAAGACAGAGCAUGAGUGGUGCUAAUCAGGGACAGAUGGAGACAGCCAAGUCCACAGCCUCGACUGUGCAGGGGUCGUCGUCCACAACAACGACGACAACCGCGGGGGUGACAUCGACCCCCUCCGGCAUAACUUCGAGUGCUGGGACGCCUGCAGUGGAUAACAGCGAUGUCUACGAAUUCAAGAGCUCGAAGGAGGCCACACCGGUGAGAGGGGCGAGCUCAUCACCGAAUCCUCCGGAGAAGGAGAGAGACGGCUCGAAAACAAAUAGCGGUGCGUCCCAAGCGGAAGCACCACCGAGUACUUCGGAGAGCACUCCUGCGACUGCUGGGGGGGCUGGCGCGACUGAAGGGGCGUCUGUUGGAUCACCCGGUGCCAAACGGCCGUAUGAUGGUACUGAGGAUGAGCAGGACGAGGAAAACAGGAGGAAAAAGAAGAAGGACUCCGAGGGGAGUAAAGAUGCCAAGGGACCGGCGAGUGGAAGAGCCACCACUGGGCGAGCUGCUGUGGGAGCCACUGAUAAGUCAGACAAGCUCGCCUCAGUCGUAACAGCCUCAUCUAUUGUUGAACAGUGCCCCAAGACCGGAAAACAGGGUGCAGUACCGCCAGGUAAGCCCCAACAGUCGUCCACACCCGCGGAUCGUAAGAGCCCCAGCUCGAUAUCAGCAAGUAGUCCCAAGCCCCUGGCAACACCACCAACAAAGACAAGUACCCCAGCCCCAGAGUCCGACAGUGAAGAGGAUCGUCCCAAGAGCUCAGACUCCUCAUCCGCCCCAAAGGUUCCACCCCUGAAAAUCGUGAUUCCCCAGACGACUGAGCAGGAGCAAACGAGAAACGGUAAGAAUCCUUCGACGAGGGGUCACCAGUUGCCCUACGUGGUGGCGAGUUCCAACUCCAACGACUCGACUGACAAGGACCAGACGCAGUCGACGUCUGGCACGACGAGUCCCACAGAAGCAUCAGGAUCCUCAAAGUCAGACGAGAAGAAAGACUUCUCAGGGGCUAUUCACAAUGAGGAGAGGUCAAUCCAUCAUCAGAGAGUCCUCAGGAGUGCCCACAGGGGCAAUGGAAAUGGUGCCACCAACUCCAAGGACUUGUCAAAUCAAUCAGGAAACGGCAGCUACUCGAAUUCAUCACCCCUUCCAGCAACUGAUCGUUCAAAUAACUCGUCCCCCCAACCUCCGGCCAGUGAAGGACCGGCAGAAUCAACGAAAAACUCAUCAGAGCCAGCGCCGGCUGCACCCAAGGCCACUUCCAAUUCGGAGAAGGCGGAGAAGAGUGAGGGCAAUGUGAAGACCACGAAAGAGAGUUCAGAGGGCUCUGAAAACUCUUCUGGAUCUUCCAAUGCCAGUGCCAGUGUGUCCACUGCUGCUCCUGUCGAGCUGCACCCCCGGAAGAGGAAGAUGAAGCCGAGCAAGGAGGCACAGCAGGCGGUGGCUGCUUCUAAUGAGGCCAGCGAGACUGCUAAUGCUGGAACUGAGGUCCAUCCACAUGAUCAGCCCAUCACCAAUUGUUAUCAGCUGUUCUUGAAUAUCAGGAAGCAGAUCGAGAGGAGAAGGAAGGGGCUGUUUCCCGUGCAGCCUAAACCACCCCAGGGCUUCAAGGAUUAUCUGAUGAACAGGUGCACUUAUGUACUGGCGGGGAACGCCAGUAAGGAACCCAAUAUCAAUCCUCCUGGGAGCCUCCAGGGGCCUAUGAAGGAGUUGUACAUCGAGCAGGAAAAGGAGAGGUACAGGUUAAGGAUGCAGCAUGUCGUAGAGAAGGAGAAGCUUGUCCUCUCGGUGGAGCAGGAGAUCCUGAGGGUCCAUGGGAGGGCUGCCAGGGCACUGGCCAAUCAGAUACUGCCUUUCUCAGUCUGUACUAUCCUCAAGGACGAGGAAGUAUACAAUGUCAUCACUCCUGAGCAGGAGGAGAAGGACAGAAACCAGAGGAGUAGGUACAACGGAAGACUUUUUCUCAGCUGGCUCCAGGAUAUUGAUGACAAAUGGGAAAAAAUCAAGGAAGCAAUGUUGUUGAGGCAUCACAACGAAGCAGAGUCUCUGCAUGCAGUUCAACGAAUGGAUUGGGAGUGGAAGCUGAAGGAAGUUGGCCUCUGCGAGUUUAAAGCGACUCCUCAGAUCGACGAUCUUCAUGUACCCAUUGUUCACGUGUCGGAUGAUUUUGAUCUCCUCCCAGCUUAAAUUGGUCGUUUAUGAGGAGGGGUAUUCAACUCCCGUUCAGCCCCAUUAUUUUUUCAGAUUUUCAGCGUCACGAAUAAGGAAAAAAACAUUAUGUAAAAAUACCUCAUUAUGUCUGGAGUUGAAAAAAAUGUAUCCAGAAUCAUCGUCAAUAUUUCUUAAUCAACAUAUGUAAAGCCACGUACUGUGAUCUCUACUUCAUUUCAACAAAUUCUUCAAACAAAUACAUCAAUCCACUGUAAAUAUUUUGUUAUUAGAGAUGUUAUGGUAAGAAUAAAGAGAUUUUUUGGGAUAUAAUAGUAUGGACUCGAUUCAACUGUAAACUAGUUUACUUUAAUCAUUUUUUUGUCUGGGAGCGGUCACAGAUUUGAGGUCUUUUUCACCUUCUAAUUGGAAGUCCAUGGGUUUAUCGUAGCCGAGGAUUCUACUGUAGUGGUCGAUGUCUGUGAAGUUUUCGAAGUUGAAUAAAAGGGGCGUAUCGUGUACAUAGCAGGUUGUGAGUAGCUCACGCAUUGCUGGCUUCGACACGUCCUCUGGAGUGAAUUCAAUCUAUAGAAUCAAAUUAAUUGCAUGUGAAGAAAAAAAGGUUUGUCAUUCCCUCGAAAUUUCUAAUUAAUGAAUUUCUCACCUGUCUCUCAGACGCAAAAAAAGUGUAUACACUAGCGGUAUAAACAUCCCUCGUAUCAUCGUAUGUCAUCUUCGUCACAUAUUUUCGAGUGACAAGGUGUAGCAGAAUGGGAGUCCCGACACCGAAGCAUGCAGUUAACAAGAGAGUACCACCGAGAGCAAGUACGUUAUUACUAGCCAGGAUCGUUGGCAUGAGAUACCCUUGCAUCACAAAAUUCACGAUGGAGGUGGUGAAUGAGAACAACUUCACACGUUUAAUAUUCGCCGAGAACGACCCAAUGUAGAUUGUUCUUGCGUAAUUGUCUUCUGUGCUGUGAAGUCGCAGCUGUGAUAUUGACGGCAAUCCCUUUAAUCAUCAACAUUGUCAAUCAAUAGUAAUUCGAUAUUGGCUGAGUGAAGUUCUGCAAUGUUUUUCAUUUUGAAAAUAUCGUUUAAAAUUUCCAAUUCUACUUCCUCACGUCCAAAUCACGAUCGAGGAGGAUCGUUCUCACAUUUUUCCUAACUGCUAAUAAAGUUUAUGGAUUUUUUAAAUCGAUUAUUAUUACCUUUUUCGUGAUGUGAUUGACUAUCCUAUUGGGAGUCAAUUUAUUGAAGUUUGAUGCUUGCACUGUGAAGGUACAAGUGCUGGUGAAAAUCCUCGCCUUCCAGAGGAAAGACAUUUCUCACUGAAUCGAUUGGGCUCUUGUG
Molecule: messenger RNA, 4655 nt
Organism: Diachasmimorpha longicaudata
Lineage: Eukaryota; Metazoa; Arthropoda; Insecta; Hymenoptera; Braconidae
Product: ankyrin repeat domain-containing protein 12
Exons: 7
Coding region: 528-3344 (938 amino acids)
Cellular component (GO): nucleoplasm
Source: RefSeq, a predicted model, not a curated record